AUGAGCACAAUCAGUCCAUCCUUGAAGAUCGGUCUUCAAUUUCUCGGUUUAUGGCCGGACAUGCCAUACACUAAUAUUAUCCGGUUGAUUUACAUGUCGAGCAUAUUGAUCGUGCAGUACUUUCAGUACUUGUACGUAUUCGCGUACUGCAAGCCUGGCGAGCUGCAGAAUCUCGUGGACGGCUUGCCAGUGGCGUUAGAUUACAGCUUGACCGUUAUGAAACUGAUGACGCUUUGGACGAAUUUUCGCGUGGUGCGCGAGAUACUGGCCGCUAUGGACACUGAUUGGCGCGAGUGCGUGAACGUCGAUCGGUAUUUGCAAGUGAUGAUGACGAAAGCUAGUAUCUCGCAUUUUUGCUCGAACGCUUUGGUGAGCUUCAACGCGGUCGCUGGGGUGUUUUACCUCCUGGGCGAUUAUGCAAUUGGUAUCAUAUACCUGACAGAGAGUGACAAUAACACCUCACGACCGUUUCCCAUCAAGAUACUGUUCCCCUUUGAGGCCGAGCAAUCGCCCAUCUACGAGCUGCUAGUCGUCAUCUUGUUUGCGCAUGUCAUGUUAAAUACGUACUCGGUUGCUAUUCUGAACGCGCUGAUCUUUACUCUGGUACUUCAUGCAAGCGGACAAAUCGAUAUCGUAAGUCAAGAGUUUAGAACCAUCUCUGAGAAAAUAGCCCAUUGCAAAUCUGCUGAAUAUGCAAUAGGAAUGUUGAUCGAGAGGCACCAUAAAGUUAUUGCAUUUUCCGAAAAUCUGGACAAACUCUUUUCCUUUAUGGCUUUGAUGCAAGUUUUUUGGAAUACCUUGGUUAUCUGCCCCCUAGGUCUUCUCGUCAUGUCAUCUAUUCAUAAUGAUACUGGCAUCGCCCUGGUGAAAGCCGUGUUUGCAUACAGCGCCAUAAUGUUGGAAAUUUUUGUCUUUUGCUUUGCCGGAGAAUAUCUUAGCUUUAAGAGUAGAUCACUCGCUGAUGCCGCGUAUGAAUCUUUAUGGUAUAACAUGUCGUCUAAUGAAAGUAAAAACAUAUUAUUCGUAAUCAUGAGAUCUCAGAAACAACUCAGUAUUACGGCUGGAGGAAUGACGAAUUUAUCAUUAGAAGCUUUCACGAGUGCUUCUCAGUACAUCUCUAGCCGCGUUUCUGAUUUUUUCACCUUUGAUACUUCGUUCAGAAGGAAGGGAUGGAAGUACGGGACGCGUAUUCUGAAUCUAAUGGAGAAACGCAAUAACAUGUCGUUACAACUUCCUCUCGAGCUGAAAAUCCCCUUUGAAGUCGAGCAAUCGUCACCCUCCAAGCUUCUAGUCUACACAAGCCUAUUUCUGUACGUUAUUCCACAUGCAGCGAAAGUUGGUAUUGUAUACGCCGUUAUCUACACUCCGGUAAUACCGCCGUUAGAUAUGGAUGAGCGCGUGCUCGACGGAAGAUUUGCAUUUUUAAAGAAAAAUACCUCCCUACCGCGUAAUAUGGCAAUAGUAGGAGGCAGCCUGUUGAUCGUUUUUGCUCCCGAGCCUGCAAUCUUGAUGCAUUCGACACAGCUGGGGUAA
Odontomachus brunneus is the source of this 1533-nucleotide messenger RNA. RefSeq names its product odorant receptor 22c-like. The transcript is spliced from 8 exons. Gene Ontology annotation, biological process: sensory perception of smell; detection of chemical stimulus involved in sensory perception of smell. Gene Ontology annotation, molecular function: olfactory receptor activity; odorant binding. NCBI's taxonomy places the organism in Eukaryota, Metazoa, Arthropoda, Insecta, Hymenoptera, Formicidae. Gene Ontology annotation, cellular component: plasma membrane. The coding region runs from base 1 to 1533 and encodes 510 amino acids. The record is from RefSeq and is a predicted model, not a curated record.